ACUAGAAAAGCAUUUGUAGAUAUUUGCUGUUGUGUUUCCUAUAUAAGUCCAUUAUGACGAAAUGUACAUGCUCCACCACAAUCUUACUACGGAAGCAGAGCUCCUCCAUAGUCAAGCAUAUGCAUCGAACUCUUACCAUAAAGAGAUUAUCAAUCACGGCUCCGAGGACGCGCUCUUACCGACCAUACUUUCUACAUUCAUCCAACAGCUCCUCGUACAAGGGUUUGAGCACAAGCUGAUUGAUAUGUUGUACCAAGAAACAUUGGAAGGUAAAUUGGUGGGGUCCAAAAUAACAAACUGUGAUUGUGUCCGACUAGCUGAGCGCCUCAAUAACCUACGUAUUAAGCGGGUUGAUUCAUCACAAGUGAAGGGAAAAAUUGCCCGUCUUAAAAAGAUACAGCGCCAGUUUACAAAUUUAAUGGGUCAAACUGGCAUGGUUUGGAACCCCAUCACAAAAACUGUAAUUGGUUCGGACGAACAUUGGGAAAAUGCGAUCCAGGUUCGAUCUGAGUGGAAAAAGUUCAAGAACAGCGGUUGUGGCAACUACGAUGUCCUCUGCACGAUUUUUGGCUAGGCAGUCGCAACAGGGGUGUUGCAUUUUGCCUCAACGCAAGAACCCCCCUCUAGAGAAGAGGAGCAACAUUUGGAGGAUGAAUUGAGGGCCCGGGGUCCUGUGUUUGGCACUGGCACUGGAUUAGACUCGACUAUUAAUCUGGAUGCCAUCGAGAUUACUCCCAAAAUGCAAGGAGGGGCAGGGGAGCGAAUGAAUCCUCGACGACGACAUAGGGACGCAGCUGGGCCAUCAAUCUCACCAGAUCUAGCUGAUGCCUUGAAAACAAUUGCUGCUAGUUCUAAAGCGCGGGCAGAGUUGGAUGCAAAGAUGUUUGACAUAUGCAGUUCAAAGAGCAGUAGAGGCGAGGGUUCAAAUACUGGGUCUGAUGUAGGUAAUAAUAGUGUUGCACAGUGUAUGCAGUUUUUGUAUGAUAUCACCCCUCCCUUACCUUUGGACAUCCAGCUUGCCGCAACAAAAGCUUUUUUGGAUCCUAAUAUGAUCAAUGUCUUCCAGACCAUGACUCCAGAGCUAAAAUUGCACUGGGUGUGGUCACUACGCUGACCACGCAUAUUGGGCUUGCUUUGGAUUUAUAGAAUUAUCUGACACUUUCUUUUACUUAUAUUUUAUCUAGAACUUUAUUAGUUGUAUGUUAAUUUCUAACAAUCGUAUUUCGUGUGGGCUAAUUUGUAUUCGAACAUUAGCGUUUAUUAUUUUUUAAAGUACUUUCUAAGUUCAUACAAAAUGAGUUCCUUUUAUUCCUAGUAUUACAAA
Molecule: messenger RNA, 1324 nt
Organism: Carya illinoinensis
Lineage: Eukaryota; Viridiplantae; Streptophyta; Magnoliopsida; Fagales; Juglandaceae
Exons: 4
Coding region: 62-574 (170 amino acids)
Source: RefSeq, a predicted model, not a curated record